CUGGAAAGCCCCCCAACUAUCGUCAGCCAAGCUAAUCUGUGCUUGUAUACCGACGGCAUCUCAUCGUAGAAUACCUGCAGCUGCAGCGAAAGCUUGCUUACGCCUGGGCUGCUCGUAUCCCGCUGCGUUCGCUACCGCCUGACAGCCGAUUGCCCCCAAGUUCGGCAGUGAGGAAUUAUCAACAUUCUGUUUUCAUACUGACCGAAUCUUGGGAUUUCAACUCAUCUCUGAUACCCGCACGCACUGUCACCUCAUCGCAACUUCAAUCGACCGUAGGGAAAGUUUCCCAGCAUGCAGCGUCACCAGCGCCACUCGCAAGCCCAGCAGAACGGGUUUAUCUCUGAACCUGUCUUUGGCGGCGGUCAGCCUCAACAACAGCCAUAUGGUGCGGACCCCUUUGCGCCUUCCGGGGGAUAUUCAGACCCUUUCCAGCAGAAUUUUCCUGCGCCGGAACAACAGCGUCAACACCAGCAAAAUGGCUCCUAUGGAUAUCAGUCUCAGUCGUACGAGCACACACAGAGUCCGCCGCGGCCUAGCCUUGGAUAUGGCACCACUAAUGCGAGCGGGGAUACUUCAAGCCUGUUUGGAUCCAAUGCUCAAACUGGAUUGGCAAAUGGACGCGAUCCUUUUGCCGCACCUGUACAAUAUGGUCAACCUCCGUCUGUCGCACACCCCUCAUCGUCCACCGGAGCGGCAUUCAAGUCACGAGCAGGCUCUCUCGUCCCCUCAUACAACGAUCCCGUCAACAAUGCCACUACGGCGACGGCAUCCUUCUUUGAUGAAUUCGGCGUAGCUGACGCAGCGCAGCCUAGUCCGGGAAAUACUCGCAGCAAGAAGAUCAUGGAUGUGUUUGAUUUUGGAGCAGCCGCGAAGCCUCUACAAGCCCCGAAAGCAUCCGUCGCGGCGAAACCGGCUCCUGGCGCUAUACCUCCCAGAGCCCCGCCCGUAGCGAAUAGUCAGUCCUCGGGCCACCGCGGACCGUCGCACGAGCAGCCAACGGCGACUCAAAUCAAGGCUUCACCUCAGCCACCAGGCGGGAGAAGAAUAAGCAACUCGAGCUCAUCAUCUCAUCAUGUUUACCCUCCACCGCCAAUGACGGAUGUUUUCGAGAAUGCCGUGAACACCAAGCAGACGGAGUCGUGGAACCACAGCGGCUCCAUGCCGGCAUCUCGAGCUGCAUCGCGAAAACCCUCAGCUGUGGCUAUUGCUGACACAGGAAGGGGACAGGAGCCGAAUGCGAACUUGUCAGUCAAUCUCUCGAAAGGUACCUCGCAAAAUUUCUCGCGAGCGGCGUCCGCGUCGGAGUUCGGGAUGGGUGGUGUUCAGAAUCCUGCGAGCGCAUGGCAAACCACCAACGCUUCCCACAAUGCAUCGCGGAAGCCUUCAGCUGUCGACGUCUUCCCUACCUCCGAACAGAGGCCAACUGCACAUAUUGAGCAGAACACUGAGGAAGCGCGACAAGAGUCUGAUGAAAAUACUGGCUUUGCUGGGUUCGGGCAACAGGCGAUUUCUGUCGAGCCUUUCGGGUGGGGAGAUAAUACGGCGGGAGGCAACGCUUCAUCUGAUGCAGCAAUACACUCUGGCAAUACUCACUAUGGAGGGGACGAUUUCGGGUUAGCCUCUGGUGGAGGUCAACAAGCUGCCCCUUUCGCCGUCGAAAUGCCCCCCGUUGAUCCGCACCCGUCUACAACGCUGCGUCGAGAGCAACCUGCUGCUGUCAGUGACUCCUUCGGCGCUCCGCCACCCAUUGAAAUGCAUUCGUCUACAACGCAGUCUGAACAGCAGCCUGCCGCUUUCAAGGACCCCUCCGGCGCUCCGCCAUCCGACUCGUUUACAAAGCAGUCCCAAGAGCAUCCUCCUGCUUCCAAUGACCCCUUCGGUGCUCCGCCACCGGUUGGCAGAGCUCCUUCAGCCCGGGCCUUCGGUAAUACGGCAUCCUCUGGUGAUCAUACAAGCGUUCAACCACCUUUUACGCAGACUGCUUCGACCACAAACCUGACUACGGAACAAUUACACCCAGCGGAACCUCCAAAGGCGCCCACUUCCGUUCAAUCUACACCGGCGCCUUCUGCUUUGCCCCCACCUCCGAAGUCAGGGAACUCUACUGCAACUCCACAGCCCACUGUAGCUGUUCCGCUUCCACCUUCUUCUUUAGCGAAGCCCGUCGAUGUUCCUACCCAGGAGACCGAGGGUGAGGCCGCUCCACCAGUUGGAGCUCCGGAACCCACGCCAACAUCAAAGGCACAUAAUAUCUCCCCACCAUCAGCCAAGCCGAAGAACCCAGUCGCUCAGAAAGCCAAGCCAGUCACGCGCGGACUCGAUAAUGAAAAGCUGAAUGCGAUGAAGCUGUGGGACUGGGCACAGAAGCCAACAAAGUCCGGGUCCGGACAACAGGCCUCCACAGCUGGUAGCGUGUCCCCGGCGGCGCCGCCGAGCGUCGGUUCAUCAACUCAGGAGCAUCAUGGGGUGAAGGAGGCUACGGCAUCGAGUAGUGCACCUUCUUCGACUGUACCACUUCAGUCACAAGCACCUCCUACCAACACCACUAACUUUGCAGUAGACGACGUCUUCAAGGCUGAGCAAUCUCCACGGUCUCAACCGGAAGAUCUCGGCGACCCGAGAGCCGAGUUCGAAGCAAAUACUACACAAACAACUCAGCCCGCUGCGGAUUUCAACGAGUUCAAUUCAGGAGAAAAUGUCAGUUCGCAUCAUCAAGUGGACCAGGGUCUAUUUGACACGGCCUCGGAGCCCGCUCCAACUGAAAGUACCCUUGCUCCGCCGCAAAGCUCUUACGAUGCAUUUGUUUCUCAGCCAUUGCAUGGCGAUGCUUUGGGCUAUGGACAGUACAAUUUCGCAGGUACUGGCAUUGCGGACGUGCAGUCUGGUUCAGGCGAGGAAACCUCUGACUCGACCUGGGACACCUUAGGCGACUUUGCGGCCACUGGCUUUGCUGGUUAUGGAAACAACAACGACUUCGGGUCCACUCCUCUCGUCGAUAGUAGUUCCGUCGAGCAGCAAACAACCGCUCAUGAGGAGACUCAGCCGCCUACUGAUCAGUACCAGCAGGAACAACCAUAUACGAAUUACGCUGGUGCUGGUGACGGCGAGAAAAUUGGCGCUCCACACGAUCCUUUCGAUUUCAGCGGUGCUACACAAGCCGAUGAACCAGCGAAGACAGCCGACAGUCUCUUUGGUAACGGCGAGUGGAAUCACGUAACCGAUUUUGGCAACGUGCACCCGGAAACAAAAGUGUCCCAAGAUGACCUGCCUCUAAACACUUUCGCCGCUCCUCCAGCUGCAUCUACCGAACUUUUUGCUGCGGUGCCACAACCAUCGUCCGAGCUUCCACAAGAGGCCAACUUUGUCUCGCCGGACUUUGCGGGCUUUGGCCAGCCAUCCUCUGACCCGUUCGCCUUUGCGGGAACGCAGUCAGCAUUUGAUGCUCGAAACCCGGUGUCUGAGCAAGCACAGCAGCCUCAAGCUGAACUUUCGCAGAUUGGCGAUACUAUCAUGGACCAUUCGUUUGGAGGGUACGACCAGUCCUUCGGUGGAUUUGGGCACAGCUACGACCAGUCGUAUGACCAAAGUCAGCAGUAUCCGGCGGAAGGGCGAAACACUAGUGGUGACAACACGGCUGCGUUGUAUGGGAAUGAUCAUUACGGAGAAGGGGGUUUCGCGAGCCAAGACCAGGCUGCGCCACAGGAUGCGUCUGCGCACGAUUCAUUUGCGUUCACGCAGAACGCGCAAAGAUAUGAGUACGACCGGCAAGGUUACGAGCAACAACCGACCGAGCAACAACCGACCGAGCCAUCGCAGUCUCCUGUCCAACAGCAGCAACCCGACGCUGCCUUCCUUGCUGAUGCCGCUGGUCAGUCGUCGACCGCGCAAAACAUCUAUGACUACAGUUACACCGGAUAUGAACAGUAUCCGUCCUACGACAACCAGUCAGUCAACGCUCCGCCUACCUUCUCUACUCCGGCACCUACGCAAGAUGGUGGUCCACCCCAGGACAAUGCGUUCCCGGCUGCAGAGCAAACCAACAACUACGCCAGUGAUGCGUACUACGGAACCGGAUAUGGUGAUGCAGGGGCGACCGGUCAUUUUGAGAGUCAGGCGGCGGUAGUCGACCCGAAUGGAAGUUUCGCGGCAGCGGACUACUCGCAAGGGUAUGAUGCCAACCACUCGGCUUAUGGCGCGAAUGAUGGCACCCCGCAGUAUGACGCCAGUCAGGCUCAGUAUGGUGCGGGAGACGGCACGCACCAGUACGAUAGAGCCACGUACAAUGCUGAGGGUGCUUUUGCAGCGGGCCAGGAUUACGCAUACGGCAACGACCAAUACGGACAGCAAUAUCCGCCGCCGCAGGAUGCGACUGCUACGUCAACCCCACCGCCCACCUCUAAAGCCGAUGAUCAGUUGAACGCGGGCAACAAUACGUACCCUGAGCUAAAGCCGGCGACUUCGAACACGUCCGUGAACGCACUUCCUUCUCAUCCAAUGUCGCCUGAAUUCGACGGUCGCAGUAGCGUUAGCGUCAACAGCAGUGCUUCCAAUGUUCUGGAGUACAUCGCGUGUCCGAAAUGCUCGAAGCGAAACGACUCUGAAUGCAACUUCUGCGGAAAGUGCGGCACAAACCUGUCUGGUUUGCCUGUCGUCAAUGCUCGCAACGCCGCGGGACCUGGCGCCGUUUCCCUUGACAGUUUCAGUCAGGCUUUCAGACAGUACGGUGCGCCCACUGAAGUGCCGGGCAGGGUUUCCAGCACUGGCCCGAGGAUGUCAACCCCGGCCAUUGUCGAUCGUAAUAAUGUGGCUGGAGUAGCUUUGGCCCCACCGCCUAUGAACACUUCUCCGGGAGGUGUACUCACGCCAAACAUCCGUGGCGGCCCGAAACGUAGCAGAACUCCAGGGUACCAUCCGGCAAGUGCCCCGCUGGAGACCUCCCCCACCACUCUCGCGUACCAAGCGACGGAUGCGUCAGCAGCGUACCCACAGCAACCGUUUCAGCUUUCGCAGCAGCAGAUGGGAAGAGCCUCGCCAGUUCCGGCGUACCCAGUGCAACAAGCUGCACCUGCCGAACCCGCAGGUUUUGAGGACCCUCUAGGUCGCCACCGUGGCCAUUGCGUUGCGGUAUUCGGACCAAACGGGAAACUGUUCACUACCUUCCCGCAACGUCAGACGCGGUACGUCACGGACGCAUACGGGCGCCCCUCGGUGGUGCAGAAGACGUACCCCGGAACGGUCUCCAUCACGCCCAUGUCUCAGGUGGUUAACCCGGCCGUCAUCGAAGGUUACAAGAGCCAUCCUGGCCCGUUGAUUGGUGGAAAGUCGAAGGUGAAGAAGAAGGACGUGGUCAAAUUUGUUGAGGAGAUGGUCAACGUUGUUACUACGGAGAAGCGGUUCCUCCAGGAUGCCGCGAGUGUUAAAGCUAGGGACAGUGGAUUCAUCACUGAGGAUGAGCAGAACGCGGUUUCCGAGAAGGAGGAUGAGGAGCUCACGCUUAGCCUGUUGAAGCUGAUUGUGGAGAACGAUGGUCCUGUUGUUUCUCCGAUCAGCAACCCGGCAGGAGACGCGUCGGUCAAGAAGGUCAUGCAGCUGCUCAGCCCUGCUGACAACGCCACCGCUCUUCAGAAUGGACGACAUGUUGAUCAGAUUCUUGGCGCUCUUCUUUCCUCUGACAAGGAUGCAGCCGUCAACGCAGCUGUUGCUGGAGGGUUGUGGUCACAUGCGCUCUUGAUUGCCAGUAACGUCAGCAAAGACAAAUACCGCGACGUGGUAACUCAGUUCUUGAGGAAUGAGUUUACCGAUGCUGCUAGCGCUACCUCACGGACGGGCAACCUGGGAGGGGCGGGUGAAAAGAGCGAGUCUGCCGCGCUGAGAUUCCUGUACGGAUUAUUUGGUGGCCUCGCUCCUCAAGUCAUCGAUGACUUCUUGCCGGUGUUCGACGGAACGCGCCCGGCUGCUUCGGUCGCUACAUUGGACAAAUGGCGGGAAGUUGUCUGUUUGAUCUUGGCUAAUCGCACUCCGGGAGACCUGAACGUGGUCGCUGCACUUGGUGAUCGGCUGAAAGCACAGAACCGGAACAGCGCUGCGGAGUUUUGCUACUUGUUGGCGAGCAUACCAGGAAUGUUCAACGGUAUCGAUGCUCCGAACGGUCGUGUCGUACUUCUCGGAUCCGACCACAUCAAGAACCCGUCCGCUUUCUUCCUCUCGUCUACUGCGCUUCGCAAAACGGAAAUCUUGGAAUUUGCCCAAACCCAGCACAACUCGGCUGGCAUCUCGAACAGCAUGCCUCACUUGCAAGCGUACAAAGUGCAAUUUGCGUCCGUUCUCGCCGACAUUGGCUUAGUCGACCAAGCGACCAAAUACUGCGAUGGCAUCGAGUCUGUUGUCAAGCAGUACGCCAAGGGAAGUCCUUACUUCCAUCGCACUUUUGGCCUCGCUCUGGGAACUUUGAGUGCUCGAUUAGCCGCCGCAAAGGAAGGUCCCGGGGCGUUGAGCGGUGCGGCCGCGGCCGGAAAGGAAGGGUCCAGCUGGCUCAGCAAGCUUGGAAGCCUUGGGGCUCGGGGUGUUGAGAAGCUCAUGAACAACGCCCUUGGCGAAGCCGAUGUUAGGCCCUCCAGCCCAAGCAACAGCCUUCUCACUCCAGCAGCUGUCGCAGACGGCCGAUUCACUCCUGGACCGAGCUCGGCCCCUAUUCAAGGAAGCCCUCUCGCUGGCAACGCUGGCCCCGGUUUCGAACGCCCCGGAUCCACUCCGCUGCUGAACGAUACCGCGUCCUUCUCGCAACUUGCACAGGCUCCACAAUUCCAGUCGGCCGGAAGUCCCAAUCGAUUUGCGGCCGCGACAUCUCAGACCGGAGCAUCCUACGGUCAAAGCUACCAGGCGUCCGAUGACCUGGGCUAUGCAAGUCAAAACGCAUACUCGACCGCCGAAACCACCACUUAUCCCGCGUACGAUCAGAAUACCACGUUCGGCGCCGAUCAAGCUCAAUACGCAGCAGACCCAAGCGGCCAGCAGUAUGCGGAUGGCAAUCAAUAUGGAGAUUACGGUGCUAGCGGACAGGAGACACAAGGCCAGUAUGACCAACAACAGUAUCAGCAAUAUGGCGAAGCCCCGCAACAACCAGGGCAGGAUCAGCUGCAAAGUUGGGAUGGCGCGUAUGGCCAAACCGGAUACGAGCAGCAGUUGCCAGAGGGCCAGCAAUAUGAUCCGAACUCGUAUCAAAACGGGUACGGACCGGCGGAAGGUGGCGAGGCCCAUAGCCAGCAAGCAAAUGCAAAUGCGUAUGGCGAAGGCGGCUUUGAAGGUAAUCAACAAGGGUACGGUGAUCAAGCCUAUGGGCAAUAUGGGGCCGACCAGGAUCAAAAUCCCAACGCGAGCGGAUUUGCGGAUUACGGCGAGGGGCAAAAUCAAGCUCAGUAUGGAUAUGAGGGUGGUGACGCACAAGAUCCGAACAUCCAACAGGCCUAUGGAGAUUACGGGUACGGUUAUCCCACCGCCGACCAACAACAGUACGGUGCUGUUGAAGGUACUGAGAGCUACGGCGAUCAACAAGCAAACAACUAUGGCACUGGUUUCGGAGCCGAUCCUCAAUAUGCCCAGCAACAGGGUGGCUUUGACUCGUAUGGCCAGCAGCAGCAAGCCGAUGCGGGUGCGCACGACUACGGGACCGACGAAACCGCCGCCCUGCAGGACCCUGCACCGCAACCUCCUCCUCCGGCAUGGGGCCAGUCGUAUUACGACAGCGUGAAUGCCCCGCCUCCUGAUGCUGAAGGCGACAGCAGCUAUGCUGACGAGAAAGUUGGAAGUCAGGCUGCCGUUACCGGGCCAAGCGAGGAGGAUGAUCUGGGGCUGGGCAACAAGACCCGCGGAAAGGGCAAGAAGGCCGACGCGGCCGGUCCUCCACCCACGGCAGGAAAGGGAAAGGCAGCAGCCAUGCCGGACAGUGGAAACAAGGAUGACAAGAAAUCCGAUGAUGGGAAAGACAAGUCUAAAGACGACAAAGACGCCAAAGACAAAGACUCGAAAGCCCCGCAGAAGGGCCUGUUUUCCGCCUUUGGGUCUUUGUUCGGUGGUCGCAAGCGAGGCAGCAGCAGCGAUGAUAUCAGCGCUGGCGCCAAGGACGCCGCCGGAGGUCCUGUGAAGGCCAAUUUGGGAGAAAAGAGCGCGUUCUACUACGAUGAAAAGAAGAAGAAGUGGGUCAAUAAGAACAACGCUGCGGAUGAUGACGACGAGCCGGAGUUGAAGCCUCCACCCAUCGGUAUGCCGUCUCCAGCGCUGCCCAGAACAUCCACGCCAGGAGCUGGUCCGCCUUCCAGUUCCAGUCAGAUCUCACCCACUGACAGCGGAGCGCCAUCGCCUGCAUUGGACGGUGCUCCAUUCAGUGGAUCAGGUGGCAAGCGCCGCGGAGCCCGCAACAAGUAUGUGGACAUCUUUAACCCGGACUCUGGGAAGAACUCGCCUUCCACAUCCAUGUCGUUCAUUCCACCGGCCGGAAUUACGGGAACACCGAAGAUUUUGAAGCCUGCAACGAUGAACCGAAACACCACAUUCUCGCACUUCGGUCAACCUGCGCCAGGCGGUGUUGUCGCGUCCGACCCGAACAACAAACCAAUUCCGGCCUCUGCACUAGCCACUGCCGGAAAGGAAGGACCUCAACAAGCCCGCGGCGCACGGCCACCACCGCAACCCACCCAACCCGUCCGCGCAAACACCACAGCCGUCCCAGCUUCCCACUUCCAGAGACCACCCGCCCUCCCACAAUCGCGCCCUAUACCACCCCAAGCGCAGGGCCGCAGCUUGGUCAGCGGGCCGGGAGUCAACCGGCCCACGGCACAACCGAGACGGACAUCGGAAACGGGGCCUGAUCGGAGGUAUGGUGCUUUGUCGCCUAAGGCGUCGCAUAUGUCGAUGGCUGGGCAAGCUGGCGCCGGUGCGGUGCAGAAACAAGGAGCGCCGCCCGCUGAUUUUUAGAGAUGUGAAGUAGACGAGGGGUCCUCAUAUAGUGAGUGGUGAUGGUGUGUGCACAUCGUCGACAUUUUGGGAAGAUGCAUAUCUAGUUGUUGGGGUGCGCCGUCUAAGACGAGUAUUACGGUCUAUGUCACCUCAAAUAAGGAGGGGGAAACCGGAAAACCGCAAACUGUCUCUUAUAGAUCUCCAUAGCUCAUAAUCUUUUCUCAUGUCAUUCUAUGCAUUGUGGCUUCUAAUCUGAACA
This is a messenger RNA of Fimicolochytrium jonesii, 9211 nucleotides long. RefSeq lists its product as uncharacterized. Gene Ontology annotation, biological process: COPII vesicle coat assembly; autophagy; Golgi organization. The record is from RefSeq and is a predicted model, not a curated record. Bases 292 to 8970 code for a protein of 2892 amino acids. Lineage: Eukaryota; Fungi; Chytridiomycota; Chytridiomycetes; Spizellomycetales; Powellomycetaceae. The transcript is spliced from 4 exons. Gene Ontology annotation, cellular component: ER to Golgi transport vesicle membrane; endoplasmic reticulum exit site.